This is a messenger RNA of Suillus fuscotomentosus, 2001 nucleotides long. RefSeq lists its product as uncharacterized. The coding region runs from base 1 to 2001 and encodes 666 amino acids. The record is from RefSeq and is a predicted model, not a curated record. Lineage: Eukaryota; Fungi; Basidiomycota; Agaricomycetes; Boletales; Suillaceae. Gene Ontology annotation, cellular component: plasma membrane. The transcript is spliced from 7 exons. Gene Ontology annotation, biological process: intracellular magnesium ion homeostasis; magnesium ion transmembrane transport. Gene Ontology annotation, molecular function: magnesium ion transmembrane transporter activity.
AUGCUUUCAGAGGACGACAUCUAUCGCGGCAAGGUGCCCUCUGCCCUACCUAUCAUUGCGGAGUCGGUAGCACCUGCAUCAUCUACUUCAUCAUUAACAUCAUCCGGGUCCUUCAUCGCGGGUCGCUUGGGAGCUCUUGCCGCUGUAUUAGAAAAUGCAAUCACCCGUUGGGCUCGAAGGAGAAGUUCAUCAGCUUCAACUUCAUCAUCAUCCCCUAGUUCUACAUCUUUCCGCUCUUCUAUCUACACGCCUUCUCGCCAUCGCCAUAGUCGGCGGCGCAAGAGACCAACAAGCUUCGCUAACAUGCGUUCCACACAUUCCGAACGUGAGGUAGCUGCUCGUCUUAGGGUCAGACAGGAAAUUAGAUGUGUUGAUAGAGGGUAUACCCUAUACCUGCCACCCGGUUUGAAUCCCGAGAUCACCAUGACCCGGUUGUCGGAAUCUUUGGAUCGACCUCAGCAGUCUGUCUCUCUAUCUGAUGUCCUCAACCGUUUGGAGGCUGCGUUGAAGAAGGCAUCAAGGGCAAAAAAGGGCAAAGGGAAACAACGUCAAUUCAGCCUUGGCACACCUCCGCUUUUCCCGCAUCAUGAUUAUAUGUCUAAUGGUGUGCUCUCGCGACCUGCGUCUUUCGGUGAUCUCUCCUCCGCCUUGCUGUCUUCCGUCCAAGGGAAACAGAAAGAAUUCUCUUCAGGGAAUCGUACGCCCAACGAAUCGGCUCCCAGAGGCUCGCUCGAGCUCAAUCGAGCUCCCAAAGCCUGGUGGCUUGACGUCGCCAGUCCCACUUGGGACGACUUACAAGCAAUUGGCAAGCUCCUACAUAUUCAUCCUCUCACACUUGAGGAUAUUCUUCAACAAGAUCCGCGCGAAAAAAUGGAGCUCUUUUCAAGACUGGGUUAUUAUUUUAUCUCGUUUAGAACUAUACAGAAUGCAACUGUCACGCAGCCGGGUAAUGAUGUUUACAAGGCUGACGACGGUGCUUUAAGAGAGGCUAACAUAUACGUGGUGGUAUUCAAGGAAGGUAUUUGCACGUUUUAUUUCACAGAUGUCUCAGAACACAUCGAGAAAGUCAGGAAUAGACUUCAACUUCUCCAGGACUCCUUUAAUAUGUCAUCAGACUGGAUUGCUCAUGGCAUAUUGGACUCUGUUGUGGAUUCAUUCUUUCCAUUCCUCAAGGAGAUCGAGCAACAAGUUCUAGCUGUAGAAGCUCUCGUAUUUUCGAGCAACGACGUCUCUCACACUUCGUCGACAAACACUCUUGUUGAUCUCAUUCAUAUACCUGCGGAUGACCAAUGUGAUUCCGACAUCGAAAAACUGCCAGAUAUCCCUUCGAAAGAAAUGGGAGAAACACCUCCCAGAUACUUUCCUCGAUUCACCCAGCCACUAUUCUUCCGACGUUUAAAGUGCAGCCUUCAAAAUCUGCGGAAUACUUUUGCGACGACCCAUAAGGUCAGAACACAAGCGACGACAACAAACACAUUACUGCGCAUGGCCAGGGCGAGAAGACUUGUUACUUCCUUGACCCGUCUUCUUGCUACAAAGUCGGAGGUCAUAUCGCAAAUUCGCAAACGCUUUCUGAUUGGUGGACGACAAACAACAUCCCCUCAGGGGAACGACGACCUUGAAAUCGCAAUGUACAUGGGGGAUGUUCAAGAUCAUAUAUUGACUUUGCAGCAAUCCCUUCACCACUAUGAGCACAUGCUCAGCGAUUCUCACCCUGCAUAUCUGACUCAGCUACAAACUCGUCUCGCUAUGAACAAAGGAUACACUGACAAGGCCAUUUUGGUGUUGUCUCUCAUUAGUAUUGGGAUUUUGUGCCUUCAAUUUCCGAUCGGGUUAUUUUCACAAAACAUCAAGAUUCCGAAGAAUAGCGUUCAUCCUCCGGGCCCUUACAAUUAUUUCGUCAUGGUCAUACUUUUUUCGCUUAGCAUUGGGACUGUUUUUCUCGCUACCGUGUGGCGCUGGUGGAAUCAAGCGAAACGUACCCGAUCAAGGCUUUCAUAG